AGCAAGUAAAAUAAUAUAGCAAGUACAAAAGAACAUGCCAAAAAUUAGUGAGUAUAAUGAAAAAGAAACUAUGAAAUUGGACGAAUGUUUCAAGGAAACAUUAGCACGUGUUAGACCUUUUGUCUUAGCAUUAACAUCUAUUGAAACUGCAGAAUUAUGUAAAAUUUGGCUUAACAAGUUAAAUUCUGUUACUUCGCAACGUCGCCUAAGAAACGAAUAUCUUAUGGAAUUAUUUAGGCAAUUGAAGAUGGGACAUAUUGGAGGAAUAUUUAGUAGACCUCCACCUAAUGGAUUCCUUUUACCAUUACCUAAAUCGUAUCAUAUGGUACCUAUAUUAGACUUUAUGAAAUUUAUUGUAAUCAAAGAAUAAUCAAUGUGUAAUACAGGUUUGCAUUAGUUCAUCUGUAAGUAACUUAUCAGAUUAUACCAUGACAUCUCAUCAUAGUUGUUUAAAGUCAACACAUCAGCGAAAUAAAACAUUAUUAAAACAUCGUAUGAUGGAUAUAAAUAUGAAUCAAAAAUGUUUACAUACUAUGAAUCUUUCACCGACUAUUCAAGUUCAUAAUCAAAGUAUAGUAAAAAAAAUGUCGACUAAAAAUUUUUGAGCGGCAUAUUGAUGCACUGAGUUCCGUUAUUGCAGAAUUACAGACUCAAAAUGAACAUUUAAGGAGAGAAUUGUCAGAAUAUCCAGAAAAUCGUAACAGAAACAUGAAUGAUUACUUAUCUUCAAGUGUUAGUCAAUUAACAACUGAUGUUAUUAAUUUAAAAGCUAAGUUAGUAUGCAAAUAAAUAUAAUAAUAAUAAAG
Molecule: messenger RNA, 806 nt
Organism: Apis cerana (Asiatic honeybee)
Lineage: Eukaryota; Metazoa; Arthropoda; Insecta; Hymenoptera; Apidae
Product: centrosomal protein of 112 kDa
Source: RefSeq, a predicted model, not a curated record